Molecule: messenger RNA, 2327 nt
Organism: Vitis riparia (riverbank grape)
Lineage: Eukaryota; Viridiplantae; Streptophyta; Magnoliopsida; Vitales; Vitaceae
Product: probable methyltransferase PMT13
Exons: 7
Coding region: 200-1993 (597 amino acids)
Cellular component (GO): cytoplasm; trans-Golgi network; endosome
Molecular function (GO): methyltransferase activity
Source: RefSeq, a predicted model, not a curated record
CUCUCUCCAGAAGCUUUCCUCCAUUUUCACCUGCACGGUCUCCAUCCUAUGAACCUGAAACCCUAGGUUUUCAGUUUCAAUUUUCUCAUCAGAUCUGUGAAGGCCUUGAAUCCAAUAUCCAAUACCCUAGGAUUUACUUUUCUUUUCUGGUUGUUUGUUCUGUUAAAUGUGGUGCUGAUUUUCUGUGAAUUGGUGUAAAAUGGGGCAUUUGAAUCUGCCGUCGUCGAAGCGUAACGCGAGGCAGUAUCGGCUCUUGGACCUCGUGACGGCGUCGUUUUUCGGCAUUGUGAUUAUUUUUUUCCUUUUGGUGUUUACUCCUCUCGGUGACUCGUUGGCGGCCUCCGGCAGGCAGGCCUUGCUGCUUUCUACGGCGGAUCCGCGGCAGCGGCAGAGGCUGGUGGCGCUGGUGGAGGCGGGGCAGCAGCAGGCGAUCGAGGCUUGUCCGGCGGAGGAGGUGGAUCACAUGCCGUGCGAGGAUCCCAGGCGAAACAGUCAGCUCAGUAGGGAGAUGAAUUUCUAUCGGGAACGGCAGUGUCCGUUGCCCGCGGAGACCCCGCUGUGCUUGAUUCCUCCGCCUGAUGGGUACCAUAUUCCUGUUCGGUGGCCGGACAGCUUGCAUAAGAUCUGGCACAGCAACAUGCCACACAAUAAAAUUGCUGACAGGAAAGGUCACCAGGGAUGGAUGAAAGAAGAAGGCAUGUACUUCAUUUUCCCUGGGGGUGGCACAAUGUUCCCAGAUGGGGCAGAACAGUAUAUUGAGAAACUCUCACAGUACAUUCCUUUAACUGGUGGAGUUCUAAGGACGGCUCUUGAUAUGGGAUGUGGGGUUGCCAGUUUUGGGGGGUACUUACUAAAUCAAGGCAUUUUAACUUUCUCAUUUGCUCCUAGGGAUUCACACAAAGCACAGAUACAAUUUGCACUGGAAAGAGGAAUACCUGCACUUGUGGCAAUGCUUGGCACUCGUAGAUUGCCAUUUCCUUCAUUCUCAUUUGACUUGGUGCACUGCUCUCGAUGUUUGAUCCCUUUUACCGCUUAUAAUGCAACAUAUUUCCUUGAAGUGGAUCGGCUACUUCGACCAGGAGGGUACCUUGUAAUCUCUGGUCCCCCUGUACUGUGGCCUAAACAAGAUAAGGAAUGGGCAGAUCUCCAGGCAGUGGCAAGAGCAUUGUGUUAUGAGCUCAAGGCUGUGGAUGGAAACACUGCUAUCUGGAAAAAGCCUGCUGGGGAUUCAUGUCUCCCCAACCAAAAUGAGUUUGGGCUUGAAUUGUGUGAUGAAUCUGAUGAUUCAAGUUAUGCAUGGUACUUCAAGCUUAAGAAAUGUGUGACGAGGAUAUCCUCUGUCAAGGAUGACCAGGUUGUUGGGAUGAUACCAAACUGGCCAGACAGGCUAACAAAAGCUCCCUCUAGGGCAACACUUCUGAAGAAUGGAAUUGAUGUAUUUGAAGCUGAUACUCGGCGGUGGGCAAGGAGGGUUGCAUACUAUAAGAACUCAUUGAACUUGAAGCUGGGGACUGCAGCUAUACGCAAUGUUAUGGACAUGAAUGCAUUCUUUGGAGGUUUUGCAGCAGCACUCACGUCUGAUCCUGUGUGGGUGAUGAAUGUUGUUCCACCCCGCAAGCCAUCAACUCUGGGAGUCAUUUAUGACAGAGGUCUUAUUGGGGUCUACCAUGAUUGGUGCGAGCCAUUCUCAACAUACCCUCGGACUUAUGAUCUCAUCCAUGUAACUAGUAUCGAAUCAUUGAUAAAAAUUCUAGGUUCUGGCAAGAACAGGUGUAACCUUGUGGAUUUGAUGGUGGAAAUGGAUCGAAUAUUGCGUCCAGAAGGAACAGUUGUGAUUCGAGAUUCCCCUGAAGUCAUAGACAAAAUAGGUCGCAUAGCACAGGCUGUAAGGUGGACGGCAACCAUACAUGAGAAAGAACCCGAAUCUCAUGGAAGGGAAAAAAUCCUUGUUGCAACCAAAAACUUUUGGAAGCUACCUUCUGCAUCCCAUUGACAUAGCCUCCUGUUCUUUGUAAUGUAGGUAUUUCCCCCAUCUCAUCUUUUUUUCACCUUUAUUUAAAGCCAAGGUUUCAUCUCCAUGCAUCAAACGAUGCAAUUCCCUCUGUUAUUUUUAUUUAUAUUUUUCUUGUCCCUCGUUUGGUUUAUUUGUAGUAAGAGAUAAGUGGGAUCAGAGUCGGAGGAAAAGGUACAUAAAACUGGAAGGCUUGUGCAGUGAGUUUUGUAUUAGAAUACACACCCUUCUGCUUUAAGAUCAACUGUAAUAUGACAUUUUAUUUCUCUUCUUAUAAUCAACACAAGUGCUGCAUCAUCUUCAUUUACCUUCUUCA